Molecule: messenger RNA, 861 nt
Organism: Fusarium falciforme
Lineage: Eukaryota; Fungi; Ascomycota; Sordariomycetes; Hypocreales; Nectriaceae
Exons: 3
Coding region: 1-861 (286 amino acids)
Molecular function (GO): oxidoreductase activity
Source: RefSeq, a predicted model, not a curated record
AUGUCUGGAACCACUACCGCCCUUGUCGUGCCAGAACUCAACGGCCAAUUCGAACUUCAGGAGAUAUCGCUAGAUGCGCUUCAGCCCGAUGAAGCUCUCGUCCAAGUCCAUGCCUUUGGCGUGUGUCACACUGACAUCUCGUGUGCCAACGGCAAGCUACCAUGCGGGCCGAACGCUGUGCUCGGCCACGAAGUCAGGGUUGCGCCCGAGACUCCCCUGAAUCUUUUUGCUCCAUUGGGCUGCGGCAUUCAGACGGGCGUGGGUGCAGUCCUGAACACCCUCCGGGUCAAACCUGGCAGCUCGGUAGCUGUUUUUGGCGUGGGCGCUGUUGGCAUGGCGGCAGUAAUGGCAGCUAAGUUAUGCCAGGCCAAGACUAUCAUCGCCAUUGAUCUACAACCUGGUCGACUAGAGCUGGCCACGGAGCUCGGCGCCACACACAGCAUUCUUGGCUCAGACCAGCGCGUCGUCGACAAGAUUCAAGAAAUUUGCCCUCCAGUUGGUGUCGACUAUGCCGUUGACUGUACCGGCGUCCCGGCCGUCGUUGAGAAGAUGGUGGCGGCCCUGGGAACGAAAGGGAGGGCGGCCACCGUCGGUGCGCCAGGCAGCAACUCUCAGGCCAAGAUAGACAUUAUGAGCCACCUGACUUAUGGUAAGGAAUACGUGGGCUGUUCUGAGGGGGAUAGCAAUCCAUCUAAGUUCAUCCCUUACUUGAUCGAUUUGCAUUCUCAGGGACUCUUACCUCUUGAAAGGCUGAUCACCUAUUACAGCAUCCAAGAUCAUGAGAAAGCCAUUGCCGAUGUAGUUGGUGGAUCGGCCAUCAAGGCAGUGAUUCUGUGGAAUGAAAACCCCAUCGAACUAUAA